UGAUUAGCGGUAGUUUUGACAAACUUCGUUACACUACGAGAUCCUACUUAAAACCAGCAAAAUGCCGUUUAUGCAAAGGAGAGUGUACAAAAUGGACAAAAUGCAGAAGGCAGAAGAAAGAAUCAAGUCUAAUCCCUGGGAUAUCGAGGCAUGGAGUGUUUUGUUGCGUGAUGCUCAAAGUAAGAAGAUUGACGAUGCAAGGGAAAUUUUUGAACGUAUUGUUACCCAGUUCCCGGUAGCUGGUCAGUAUUGGAAGAUUUACAUUAAUCAAGAGAUGAAAGCUAAAAAUUAUGAAAGAGUCGAAAAAUUAUUUCAGCGUUGUCUAGUUAAGAUAUUAAACAUUGACUUAUGGAAAAUAUACUUGCAGUAUAUUAAGGAAACUAAAGGAAAGCAUCAAUCUUUUAAGUAAGGGAUAUACUUAGACCGUUUUUCACUUUAGAGAGAAAAUGGCACAAGCAUACGAUUUUACUCUGGAUAAAAUGGGCUUAGAUCUUAAUUCUUAUUCAAUAUGGGCAGACUACAUAUCCUUUCUUCGUUCAACUCAAGUUCAAGGUUCAUAUGCAGAAAGUCAAAAAAUAACUGCAACUAGACGUGUGUACCAACGUGCAAUUGUUACUCCUAUGCUUGGUAUCGAAACUAUUUGGCGUGAUUAUUGCAUGUAUGAAAACUCAAUUAAUCCUCUUAUCGCGAAAAAGUUUACCGAGGAACGUAGUCGGGACUAUAUGAACGCACGUCGUGUAGCUAAAGAAUAUGAAGUUAUUACAAAAGGACUGUCCAGGACUAUGCCGUCAGUGCCACCCCAAAAUACACCGUAUGAAGCUAAACAGGUCGAACUAUGGAAGAAGUAUAUUCAAUGGGAAAAAGAUAAUCCAUUGAAAACAGAAGAUAUCAUCACAGUCACAAAAAGAGUAAUGUUUGCCUAUGAACAAUGUCUUUUAUGUCUUGGACAUCAUCCAGAUAUAUGGUAUGAAGCUGCUAGCUACUUGGAUCAUGCAAGCAAAAUUUUGGUUGAAAAGGGAGAUCAAACAACAGCUAGACAAUUUGCCAACGAUACAGCGGCAAUGUAUGAACGAGCUAUUGCUUUACUCAAAACAAAUAUGAUGUUAUAUUUUGCUUAUGCCGAUUAUGAAGAAGGCCGAUGUAAGUAUGCAAAAGUUCAUUCUAUCUACAAGAAGUUAGUUUCAUUGGAGAAUAUUGAUCCGACACUACCUUAUAUACAAUAUAUGCGAUUCGCCAGGAGAGCUGAAGGCAUAAUGUCUGCUAGAUAUGUGUUUAAACUAGCUCGUGAUGAUUCGCGCAUUACUUAUCAUGUUUACUGUAGUGCUGCAUUAAUGGAAUAUUUUUGUAGUAAAGAUAAAACUAUUGGACAUAAAAUAUUUGAGUUAGGCAUGAAACGUUUCGGUGGUAUUGCGGAAUAUGUAUUGUGCUAUGUUGAUUUUAUGGCACAUUUAAAUGAGGAUAAUAAUAUACGAGUGUUAUUUGAACGAGCUUUAGGAUCAAAUCAAAUUACACAAGAACGUGCACGUCUUAUAUGGGCUAGAUUUUUGCAAUUUGAAUCACAGGUUGGUGAUUUGGCUAGUAUUCUGAAAGUGGAAAAACGACGUUUACAAGCAUUGGAUGGUUCGAAAGAAUUUUCAAGAUUAGAAACCGCACUUCUGAUUGAUAGAUAUCGUUUCCUAGAUUUAUUACCAUGUACAGAUUCAGAGCUUAGAUCUUUGGGUUAUCGAGAACUGACUCGCUUUCAGCUGGCUGGAAUUGGCAAAGGGUAUGAUGAUAUGUUGUGCGGUGUGAUCUCUUCCCAUGGAGCUGCUGGGGUCUCUUUAGGAUCCACACUAUCUGGUGUCUCUGGUAGUAGUGCAGGCGUAGUCGUAGGUGAUGCUCUUGGCUCAACAAUCAAUGGAACUGACCCAAGGCCAACUUAUCCGCAGCCUGAUGUCAGUCAGAUGUUACCAUUUAAACCGAAAGCUUAUCCACGUACUGGGAGUCACCCAGUAGCUGGUGGUGAAUUCCCACCACCACCGGCUGCUUCCUCUUUACUGAAACUUAUUCCACCGCCACAAUGUUUUCACGGUCCAUUUGUUGAUGUAGAUAAAUUUUUGGAACACUUCCUAGAAUUGGAAAUCCCUGAUGAUUAUAUGGAAGUUGUUGCAGGUGAAUCUGAAGAAUUAGCUACAAGUAUUGACUCUGGUACAGCUUUAUCCAUUGAAUUGGCUAGUACAGCGACUUCCGCUGCCCCACUUUUAUUGGCUGCUCGUAAACGUCGACAGCAAAUAGCUUUAGAUAGUUUAGCUGGACAUGGUAACCGUGCUUCUGUGGCUAAUCAAUCUAAAUUGCGUAAACGAACAAAUCUAAAUGCCUUUGGCGACUCUGAAGAUGAAGAAGAAGAGGAUGAUGACGAUGAUGAUGAUGAUGAAGAUGAACGCGCAGCUGCCUUAUUAGGGGGUCAGAUUCUUGGCUCUGGGUCAGAGUUAAGAAAUCCUUUGUCGGCUGCUACUCUUGGCUGUAAUGUACCUAUGGAUUUAUAUAGGUUACGGCAAAUGCAAAGAGCUAAGUAACGUAUUUUUAACGUUUUCUUCCUUUGAAGGGAUUCCAUUUGUAUAAAGUUUGUAUUCUCUUUAAAAUAUUGAUAAGUUUUUGUAAUUCGAUCAAUAAAUGUUUUUUUUAUUUA
Molecule: messenger RNA, 2668 nt
Organism: Schistosoma margrebowiei
Lineage: Eukaryota; Metazoa; Platyhelminthes; Trematoda; Strigeidida; Schistosomatidae
Source: the annotation of a GenBank genome assembly